ACUACUUGUCGCCCAAGCCAGAUGAGCUAAUUUAUAAAUCUCAGAUUAUAAUUAAUUCAGUUAGUCUCUUCAAAACAAAAAAUUAAUUCAGUUAGAGGAAAGUCGUUUUUCAAUUGGCGAAGCGGUAGUAAUUCUAUUUCAUUUUUGGUUUUCAAGCAUUGAUCAACAAUGACAACUGAAAAGAUCUCGAAUGAUAAGCUCCCAGCACCAGGAGUUCCAGCUCCGGAAGUGAGUUCGUGUAGGAAGAAGAAGAGUGAAGAAGCAACUUUCCUCGAAGAUGUGAAGGAUCACAUAAAUGACUUCAUUCAUGCUUCCAUGGAUGAGCACAAAACUUGCUUUCAGAAAAGUAUCAAGAAGAUGUUUGGAAUGUCAAAAGUCGUUGCAGAAAGGAAUUCGCAGACAAAGGAAGUGGAAAGUUCUCUACCUCUUCGAACAACAACAUAGGCCGACUACUUUGUCCGGAAUCUUACUUUGUUGCACGAAUUAUUAACAAUAAACAAGGUUAAUCUAGUUAAAGAGAGUGCAUGAUCGACUUUUUAGACAAUUGAGAUUCUCAUUUGAAGUUUUAUUGGAUGUUUACAUUGAUUAUCGAAAUUUAGGUCACACGAGGGACAAUGUGAGCCAGACUGCAUUGUAUUUUCUGCUUAGUGGUGCUUCUCUCCAUGAACAUAGUUUAUAACUUGAGAUGUC
Salvia miltiorrhiza (redroot sage) is the source of this 690-nucleotide messenger RNA. RefSeq lists its product as uncharacterized. NCBI's taxonomy places the organism in Eukaryota, Viridiplantae, Streptophyta, Magnoliopsida, Lamiales, Lamiaceae. Bases 169 to 444 code for a protein of 91 amino acids. The transcript has 3 exons. The record is from RefSeq and is a predicted model, not a curated record.